Messenger RNA from Arabidopsis thaliana (thale cress), 945 nucleotides. RefSeq lists its product as uncharacterized. The transcript has 2 exons. The record is from RefSeq and is marked reviewed. Bases 1 to 945 code for a protein of 314 amino acids. Lineage: Eukaryota; Viridiplantae; Streptophyta; Magnoliopsida; Brassicales; Brassicaceae.
AUGCAACGAUGUCUCGUAUUACAUGAUGUUCAAUCACAAUCUCAACAUUCUGCUCGUCAAAGAAGAGAACAAUUGAUCCACGAGCAUGGAGUUGAUGAAGAAGGUGAAGAUUACUCAGACAGUGAUAGUGGUAACAUGCCAGAAGCCGAGGUUCCUGAAACGCAAGAAGAAGAAGAAGUGUAUCGUGUUACCAUUGAUGAUGAUGAAUCAACCGCUAGACGUGGAAGUAGUGCACAAAGAUCUGGAGGAAGCUCACUAGUUUCUAUAGGAAGUGGUUCACGAAGAAGUCAUAGACGACAAUCCUUUGAAACAACAAUACAAGACAGCAUCACUGGCUUCAGAGAAUUCCAACGACAAAGUUUUCAACAACUUCGUCCUGGUGCUUUUGAUCAAGAUGAUUACGAUGAAUUUAAAAAGGCGGAAGCGAUAUUUAUCGCGCUAAAUCUUCCUAAGCACACUAGAUUUCAUUGGGCAUGCAUUAAUGCACUUAAGGAGCUAGUAUUUUGGCGUAAGUAUUUGAUUGAUAUAACUGCAAGCACCGACGAGGAUAAGGUCCAACUGUUAGAAGCUAUGACUGGUGUUUCACGUAACAACCAAGAUGUGCCAAAACAGUUAGGUUCAAGCCAUUCAUUUGGGAGUCCACAUUCAGGAGGUAUAUCAUCUGGAAGUCCAUCCUCUGUGGGUAAUUGGGAGGCAAAAUUCACCCAGUUUUUGGGGUCCCAUUUAUCCAUAGUGGGAAACACCACCAAACGUUGCACAAUGGAAAACACCACCAAAUGCACAGUGGGACACGCCACCAAAUGUUCCACAGUGGGGAUCAUCACCAAAGGCUCCACAAUGGCGGCAAACAGAAAAAUUUUAACAAGGUGGUUCAAGCGGAACGACUCCAACAAAUGUUCAAUAUGGAUUUUCAGUUGGAAGUCAAGGAGAUUGUGUAACAACUGA